Molecule: messenger RNA, 2067 nt
Organism: Paramuricea clavata
Lineage: Eukaryota; Metazoa; Cnidaria; Anthozoa; Malacalcyonacea; Plexauridae
Source: the annotation of a GenBank genome assembly
AUGGAGCCUGAUACGACGGCAAAAACACAAGUAUCGUCACAUGAACAGCCACCACCUUACCAAGCAUCUCAGCAACAAGGUUUCGUAUUAAUUAUCGCGUAUUAUCGCAGUUUAUAUAGAAAAAUAUGAACUACAUUUCAUGAUAUCCGGGUUAAUAUAUGUUAACGCCAUUAAUCUAUCGAACAUCAAUUGCCUAUACGUUAGCUGCCAACUUCACUUAUUUUUCAACUAUAUAUAAGCUAAAGCACAUGUUAAAUGUAUAUCGAGUGGGUUUUGAGAACUGUUCUGACACUCAGCUGGGCAUUUCAUGAUCAAUUCGGGUAAAUUACAUUUUAAAAAAUUAAGAACUCGCAAAAUUCACGCAAAAGCAAUAGGCUAGUCUACUUUACUGUGCGAUCACUCAGUGUCUAUAGGCGGGCUAAAACGAGCUAAUAAUUAGCAAAUGUUACUAAACAAGUUAGGGUCUACUGCACCCUUCUUGACCUUCAUCAAAUAUAUUAACUUGAUCUAUUCUACGACUACGUAUACUUUGCUACGUCGUUUCCUGUUUUUAAUUGCUGUCGUUUAUUUAACCGUAGGGAACAUUGUAUUAGUUGAAUGGGUUAACCUAAUAUUACUAAGAACUAAACAAGUAAAAUUAUCUCGCACUUAAAAAGUACUCUUUCUAUUGAUAAUAUUAAUCCACAUCAAAAAGGGGCCAGGCAGGGGGGGAGGAGGAUGGGGCAGGCCAACGGACCUAAAUUGAUUAUAAAUUAUAUUACAACUCCCCAAAGUUCUUUGUCAGGUUAAACAUUUCCUUGACUGCUUUUCCCAUUAUAUUGCAGUGGUUUAUCCACCGUCAGCCCAACACAAUGUUACCACCAAUACGACCAUCGUUGCCCAACCCACAGUAGUGCCAAUCAUGGCAACAAUGUUGUUUGGACCUAUGCCAGUGGGUAUGACCUGUCCUCAUUGUCAGGCACAGAUUGUGACAAGUACAAGCUAUGAGCCAGGAAUGCUGACUUGGCUGUUUUGUGGUGGAAUUGCUGUUGUUGGGUAGGUACUUUGGUAGAGACUUAAUUGUCACAUCAUCCUUCUUGGACAAGAGGGAAUGGAAAAGCGGCAGCAGUGGCGUGAAUUAACCAAACUAUCUCCCCAUAAUCCACGUUCUCUUGUUACCCACUUAGCACCGUCAGCUCAACAAAACAGGAUCAUUCGCACUGCUUGUUCCCAGUUAUUGACAAGUCUGGACUCUGGAACAAGUUGUUAGUAUCUUGUAAUAAGAUUGAUGAAGCCAACAGACUCGCAAUAAGUUGUUCCAACAAGUCCGAUAUCGUCUGCAUAAAAGUUGUUAAAAAGUUGAUGACAACAAGCUGGUAGCAACCUGAUAUUAAUCUUGUUGGAACAACUUGUAGCAAGUCUGUUACCGUCCGAUCAACCUUGUAACACGGUGAUAACAACUUGAGUUUCAGACUUGUCACAACACUACUGGGAACAAGCUGUACAAUGGACAACUUGCAUGUUAGACUAAAUUUUAAUCUAAGUAAAGAGAAGGGAAUCAAACACAACAGUUAAAAAGAACAUUAUGAAAUUAGUAAAAUUGCAAAAUUUGGUUGCAAAAUGUUGUAAAAUGCAGAAAAUAUGGCCUUGCGAAGUUUGCAUAUUUUCAGUAUAUUUGUAAGUUCUUUACAGGAAUUUACUUUUUUUUUCCCAAGUCAAAAAUUAGUCUAACAUGCAAGUCGUCUAUUAAGCGGCAGUGCAAACACGUCCUGGUAUCGGUUUGCAGAUCUGUAAAACAACUUGUGCGUUUUUAUGUGUGUAGACGAUUUUAUUCAUCAAGAGAAGUGGGGCAUUUAUAGGGUUAACAAGCAGACUAUGUCUCAUUUAACUGCAAUACAUGCAGCAAAGACAUGUGUGAAAAGUAAACUUUGAAUACUUUAUACAAGGAAUUGCAACUAUUUUUCCCUCCAUUUCCCUAGGUGUUGGCUUGGUUGCUGCUUCAUUCCAUUCUGUAUAGAUGAUUUGAAAGACUGUCGUCACACAUGUCCAAACUGCAAGAACUUCCUAGGAGUUUACCGCCGUAUAUAG